AUGUCUAACUUGAGUCAAUACUCCGAUUUGGCGGUCCAAGGCUCCGAAGUGGCAGGAACGAAUGAGAAUUCUACCUCACCGAACUGUUCCAGUUCCAUCCCCGCCUCUACCGAAACUAUCAGUUCGUCAUCACUCUAUGCUUACCGCAUGGAUCGCUACCUUGCUGAUUCAGAUCAUUCUGUUCCUUACACCUCGCCUUCUAUUAUCGACGACGAGUUGCCCAGUCCAAGACACACAGAGCUUCGCAAGGAAGCAAUCGCAGCGGACCUCAGAAGAUGCAUUACUGAGUUUCGUGAUUAG
This is a messenger RNA of Botrytis fragariae, 300 nucleotides long. RefSeq lists its product as uncharacterized. The coding region runs from base 1 to 300 and encodes 99 amino acids. The transcript is spliced from 2 exons. NCBI's taxonomy places the organism in Eukaryota, Fungi, Ascomycota, Leotiomycetes, Helotiales, Sclerotiniaceae. The record is from RefSeq and is a predicted model, not a curated record.